UGGGUUGCAGGUGCUGCUCCACAUGCUGGCAGGACGGUCACCCAAAACGAUGAGAAAACACUGAAGCUCAAAUACCAGCAGGAGAAACCAGAGGAAAUCACACCGGCAUCUGCAAACCACCUGCAUCAGGUCAAACCCCGCUCCACUCCAGCAGCCAUGGCGACUGUUGCCGUGACAAUCCUGCUCCUGCCGCUGCUGACCUCCGCCCUACCCUUCCAGCAGAAAGGAUUUUGGGACUUUGGCAAGGAUAUUGAUGUGAAGGACCUGCUGAUGACGAUGAUGAAGGACCAGGAGGAGGGCUCGGCGUACGAGGAGCUCCCCCAGCCCGAGCAGCCCACCUGCCCCUUCGGCUGCACCUGCCACCUGAAGGUGGUGCAGUGCUCCGACCUCGGUUUGACCCACGUGCCGUAUGACAUCCCCUCAGACACACUGCUGCUGGACCUGCAGUGCAACAUGAUACAUGAGAUCCGAGAGGGAGACUUUAAAGGCCUCAGUAACCUCUAUGCUUUGGUACUGAGGAGCAAUCAGAUCGCCAGGGUUCACCCCCGGGCCUUCCUGCCUCUGAAGCGGCUGCAGAAACUCUACAUCUCCCACAACCACCUCACCUCCAUCCCCCGCAACCUGCCUGCCUCACUCGUGGAGCUCCGUAUCCAUGACAACCACAUCCGCAAGGUGGCUGCUGGGACCUUCUCGGGCCUGGGCAACAUGCAUGUGAUCGAAAUGGGCCGUAAUCCCCUGCAGAACAGCGGCUUCGAGCCUGGAGCUUUCAUCGGCCUCAAGCUCAACUACCUGCGCAUCUCUGAAGCCAAACUAACAGGAGUGCCCAACGACUUGCCUGAGAGUCUUCAUGAGCUUCAUUUGGAUCAUAAUCAAAUUCAGGCCAUCGAGCUGGAGGACCUUAGCCGAUACAAGCAGCUCCAAAGGUUGGGCCUUGGUUUGAAUCACAUUCGUCACAUUGAGAAUGGUGCUUUGUCUUACCUGCCCAACCUGAGGGAGCUCCACCUGGAUAAUAACCGUCUGUCCAGCGUGCCUUCAGGAUUGCCUGAUAUGAAGUACCUGCAGGUGAUCUACCUGCACUAUAACAACAUCACUGAUGUCGGAGUGAAUGAUUUCUGUCCAAUGGGAUUCGGGAUGAAGAGAGUUUUCUACAACGGAAUCAGUCUGUUCGGAAACCCCAUCAAGUACUGGGAGGUUCAGCCGGCCACGUUCCGCUGUGUCAGCGACAGGAUGGCCGUGCAGUUCGGAAACCACAAGAAAUAA
Pygocentrus nattereri (red-bellied piranha) is the source of this 1260-nucleotide messenger RNA. It is a transcript of the gene bgna, whose product is annotated as biglycan a. Gene Ontology annotation, molecular function: protein binding. NCBI's taxonomy places the organism in Eukaryota, Metazoa, Chordata, Actinopteri, Characiformes, Serrasalmidae. The record is from RefSeq and is a predicted model, not a curated record. Bases 157 to 1260 code for a protein of 367 amino acids. The transcript has 8 exons.